Molecule: messenger RNA, 1249 nt
Organism: Schistocerca cancellata (South American locust)
Lineage: Eukaryota; Metazoa; Arthropoda; Insecta; Orthoptera; Acrididae
Gene: Coq4
Product: ubiquinone biosynthesis protein COQ4 homolog, mitochondrial
Exons: 6
Coding region: 77-943 (288 amino acids)
Biological process (GO): ubiquinone biosynthetic process
Cellular component (GO): mitochondrial inner membrane; mitochondrion
Source: RefSeq, a predicted model, not a curated record
UUCAAUUCUCAUUUUGGGCGAUGUCAGUCUCUCUCUCGCCUUGAGCGAUACUUCACGACCAAACACGAGAUAAAAAAUGGCGAUGUGUCGGUGGUGUAUAAGGACGAAGAGCGGAAAAGUCGUGAAUAUCUUAAACAGAUCAGACUCUUCCAUCAGCCACAGAUGUCUGCAUAAUUCGUUUAAUGCAUUUCAACAAAGUACAGGAAGACUUGAGGCAGAUGCUCUAAUAAACAUAAGCCAUCAACAGAACUUUGAAGCUGACUAUGCCUCUUCACACAUUCCCACUUCAACUUUUCAAAAAAUAGCACUGUUCUUUGGUUCAUCUGCUGUUGCCCUCAUGGAUCCUUCAAGGGGUGACAUGAUUGCUACUUUGGGUGAAACAGGAGGGGAGGGACCAAUUAAGUAUAUGCAACAGAAGAUGCUACAGAGUGGUGAAGGAAAACAAAUCUUAAUGGAAAAGCCUCGAAUUAAUUCUGGAACUGUUGAUCUUCAAAAGUUGAGGGAACUACCAGAAGGAAGUCUGGGAAGAAUCUACACUGACUUCCUUGACAAGAAUAAAGUUGGUCCUGACUCUCGUUUAAUGGUUCAAUUCAUUGAUGAUGUGGAAUUGGCAUAUGUUAUUCAGAGGUACCGAGAGGUGCACGAUCUAGUUCAUGCAAUCCUAGGAAUGCCAACAAACAUGCUUGGUGAAGUGACAGUAAAGUGGAUAGAAGCAAUACAAAACAAAUUACCUAUGUGUGUGGGGGGAGCUGUUUUCGGAGCAAUACGCCUUGCCCCAAAGCAAAGGAAGAAGUAUGUGCAAUAUUACUUACCUUGGGCAAUUAAAACAGGUUUGACAAGUGAAUUUUUGCUGAACAUAUAUUUUGAGAAACGUUGGGAACAGCAAGUCUCUGAUCUUCUUAAUGAGGUACAUAUAACACCAUUAAAAAUACCAAAGACGUGAACACUAAUGGAAACAUAAAAGUUCUGUUGAUAAUUAAAGAAUAUCAGUUAAUUGCUGUAAGGUUGCUCUCUGGUAUUCAAGAAGACACAUGUCAAGAGUGUAGACAAGGUUGUUUGUAGUGCUCAAUGCAGAAAAUAUUUAUUGUGAUGAAAUCCAAUGAGCUACACAGUUGUAGAAAUAUUUAUACAAAGUUUAUCCACUUUCAACAGGUCUUUCAAAUUAUUCAUAUGAAAUAAAUAAUAAAAAAUCACAGUGGCAGUGCACAUUUUUGUAUCCACAAGAAAAUAUAUUGUUUUUACAGCACAA